AUGGCUUUCGGGAUUCUAGAGCCCAAUAACGGCCAUUUGGCCCCUGGAACAGUGACAUUGAGCCACCAAACAUCCGUCGAAGCACCGCACGAUCUCCCUCUAUUUGGUAAAACCCAUGCUCAAGACCGAGGAAUUGUUCUAGUCCCUGAGCCGUCCGCUUCUCCAAAUGACCCUCUCAACUGGCCUCAAUGGAGAAAAGACCUUAUCCUCUUCAUCAUCAGCCUCCAAUCCGCAGUUGUCGGUGCAUAUGGGCCCAUGCUAGGACCCGGCUUCGUUGAAAUCGCAGGAGACCUCAACAUCUCCGUGAAUGAAAUAUCCCAGGCCACGUCCUACCUCGUCCUUGCAUGCGGAUUGGGCCUCUUCAUCAGUAAUCCACUGGCAAAGUGCUACGGCAAAAGGCCUGUCUAUUUAGGUGCUGGCCUUGUUCUGUUUGCAGCCAGUGUCUGGGGCGCAGCGACGAACAGCUAUGGAUCGUUUCUGGGUAGUCGCUUGGUUGGGGGGUUAGGGAUGGGUCCGUACGAGGUUCUUGUGCAAUGCACCAUUGGCGAUAUGUACUUUGUCCACGAACGAGCCACCCGCCUUGCAUUCUGGGGCUUGUUUCUCACAGCUGGCAUUUCGGCUGGGCCGGUCGUCAGUGGCUAUAUCAUCGAGUAUGCUGGAUAUCGCUGGACAUUCGGCGCCUGUGCUAUCUUCUUUGCGGUGCUGACGGUGGCGUUCUUCUUCCUUGCCCCGGAGACGGCGUUCAUUAGGGCUGCGUGUCCUGAGACUCCUGAGACGACAAGUAUUGCGCACUCGGAGACGAAGAAUCAGCCUAAUGCCGAUAAUGGGCAUGGUAUCGAGAGGAUUGAAUCCAAGUCCCAGCCCCAGCACUCCGGUGAUAGCUACUCGCCUCCUACGCAGACAAAAGACUCCUACUGGCGAUCCCUCCGAGUCUACAGCGGUCGAUACUCAGACGCCUCCCUCCUCAGGGUCGUCUCUCGCCCAUUCAUCCUCUUCCUCUACCCCCCAAUGCUCUGGGCCUUCCUCACCUGGGGCACAACGAUAACAUUCACCAUCGCCUUCGGCUACGUCAACGGGGUCCUCUUCACCGCACCCCCCUACAACAUGUCCACAUCCCAAGUCGGCCUCACCAACAUCUCCCCGCUCAUCCAAGCCAUAAUCGCCCAGACCAUCUCCGGCCCCCUCUGCGACCGCAUCGUCGUCUCCCUCACCCGCCGCAACGCCGGCACCUACGAGCCAGAAUACCGCCUCGUCCUGAUCUCCGCCGGCUUCGUCCUCGGCGCCGCCGGGUUCUUCGGAUACGGCGCAACGGUGCACAACAAGACGCACUGGACGGGGCCUGUCAUCACGUAUGGGCUUGUGAGUGCGUCGUUGGCGUUUGUGUCGACCUGUGUCUUUGGGUAUAUCAUUGAUGCGUAUGGGGAUCUGGGCGAGGAGGCCUUUGUGGCGAUUAAUGCGCGGAAUUUCCUCUCCUUUGGUAUUCUGUAUUUUAUUAAUGAUUGGUUGGCUAAGGAUGGUGUUUUGGAGGUUUUUGUUAUUCUGGGGAGCAUGUUUGUCUUUACGUCGCUUUUGACGGUGCCGCUUUGGAUGUAUGGGAAGAGGAUCAGGGCGAGGAUUCAUCGGAUUGAGUGGUUGAAGGCGUAUAUGAGGGAUUGA
This is a messenger RNA of Aspergillus puulaauensis, 1656 nucleotides long. RefSeq lists its product as uncharacterized. The coding region runs from base 1 to 1656 and encodes 551 amino acids. The transcript is spliced from 7 exons. Gene Ontology annotation, biological process: transmembrane transport. Gene Ontology annotation, molecular function: transmembrane transporter activity. The record is from RefSeq and is a predicted model, not a curated record. Lineage: Eukaryota; Fungi; Ascomycota; Eurotiomycetes; Eurotiales; Aspergillaceae.